Cervus elaphus (red deer) is the source of this 3366-nucleotide messenger RNA. RefSeq names its product protein kinase cAMP-dependent type II regulatory subunit beta (gene PRKAR2B). Gene Ontology annotation, molecular function: cAMP-dependent protein kinase regulator activity. The coding region runs from base 282 to 1538 and encodes 418 amino acids. Gene Ontology annotation, cellular component: cAMP-dependent protein kinase complex. Lineage: Eukaryota; Metazoa; Chordata; Mammalia; Artiodactyla; Cervidae. Gene Ontology annotation, biological process: regulation of protein phosphorylation. The record is from RefSeq and is a predicted model, not a curated record. The transcript has 11 exons.
CGGGCGGGGGAGAGGAGCGGCCGCGGCGGGAGCGGGAGGAGCCGGAGAUGCUGCCAGCCCUCCCGGGGCCGAGCUCGCUCAGCCGCCGCCGCCGCACCGAGCAGCCGCGCGCCGGGAGCCGCGGGCCAGGCCAGCCUGGCUGCCGGGGCCCAGUGCGCCGCGCUCGCAGCCGGUAGCCCCGCCAGCGCCCGUCUGCGCUCGCUUGGCCGCCGCUGGGCCCGAGGCCGGUUCAGGGAGGGGGCGAGGGCGGCGCCCGGGCGCCCGCCGGCAGGGGAGGCAGGAUGAGCAUCGAGAUCCCGGCGGGACUGACGGAGCUGCUGCAGGGCUUCACCGUGGAGGUGCUGCGGCACCAGCCCGCGGACCUGCUGGAGUUCGCGCUGCAGCACUUCACGCGCCUGCAGGAGGAGAACGAGCGCAAAGGCGCCGCGCGCUUCGGCCAUGAAGGCAGGACCUGGGGGGACGCGGGAGCCGCCGGCGGGGGCGGCACCCCCAGCAAGGGGGUCAACUUCGCCGAGGAGCCCAGGCACAGCGAUUCGGAGAACGGCGAGGAGGAGGAGGAAGAGGCCGCGGAUGCAGGGGCAUUCAACGCUCCAGUAAUAAACCGAUUUACAAGGCGUGCCUCAGUAUGUGCAGAAGCUUAUAAUCCUGAUGAAGAGGAAGAUGAUGCUGAAUCCAGGAUUAUACAUCCCAAAACUGACGAUCAAAGAAAUCGAUUGCAAGAGGCUUGCAAAGAUAUCCUGCUGUUUAAGAACCUGGAUCCGGAGCAGAUGUCUCAAGUAUUAGAUGCCAUGUUUGAAAAAUUGGUUAAAGAAGGGGAACAUGUAAUUGAUCAAGGUGAUGAUGGCGACAACUUUUAUGUAAUUGAUAGAGGAACAUUUGAUAUUUAUGUGAAAUGCGAUGGUGUUGGACGGUGUGUUGGCAACUAUGACAAUCGUGGGAGUUUUGGUGAGCUGGCCUUAAUGUACAACACACCCAGGGCCGCGACAAUCACUGCUACCUCUCCUGGUGCUCUGUGGGGUUUGGACAGGGUAACCUUCAGGAGGAUAAUUGUAAAAAAUAAUGCCAAAAAGAGAAAAAUGUAUGAAAGCUUUAUCGAGUCACUGCCAUUCCUUAAAUCUUUGGAAGUUUCUGAACGCCUGAAAGUGGUAGAUGUGAUAGGCACCAAAGUAUACAACGAUGGAGAACAAAUCAUUGCUCAGGGAGAGUUGGCUGAUUCUUUUUUCAUUGUAGAAUCUGGAGAAGUGAAAAUUACCAUGAAAAGGAAGGGUAAGUCAGAGGUGGAGGAGAAUGGUGCAGUUGAAAUCGCUCGGUGCUCUCGAGGGCAGUACUUCGGCGAACUGGCUCUGGUAACGAACAAGCCCCGAGCCGCUUCCGCACACGCCAUCGGGACCGUCAAAUGUUUAGCCAUGGAUGUGCAAGCAUUUGAAAGGCUUUUGGGACCUUGCAUGGAAAUUAUGAAAAGGAACAUCGCUACCUAUGAAGAGCAAUUAGUUGCCCUGUUUGGAACAAACAUGGAUAUUGUUGAACCCACUGCAUGAAGUAAAAGUAUUGGAGCAAGAAGACCUCUAGUGACAAAAUUACACAGUAGUGGUUAGUCCACUGAGAAUGUGUUUGUGUAGAUGCCAAGCAUUUUCUGUGAUUUCAGGUUUUUUCCUUUUUUUACAUUUACAAUGUAUCAGUAAACAGAAUAGAUAUUUAAUAGUCAAUAGGCUUUAACAUCACUUUCUAAAGAGUAGAUAAAAAAAUAUCAACAUACUGAUAAAAUGACUUUCUACUCCACAAAAUUAUGAUUUGACUGAAAGAUUUAUUCAGAUGAUUGUAAUAUAUUGAAAGUAUCUGUGUUUAAGAAGAUAAUUAAAGGAUGUUAUCAUAGGCAAUGUGUAUUCAUUUUGACUUACUCAGAUUGAUGUGUUAUGACUACACCCGUGUAAAAGGGAACUUGGCAGUGAAUCAUGCUAUACAGCAUGGCAUCACAUUCUUUUUACAACCCACUAUAUAUAGUAAGUACAAUUUAACCAUUUUUUGUUUUAAUUUUUCUGGCUUGAUAAGUUAUAUGCUGGCUUUGGCCUAUUGGUGAAAUGGUAUAAAACAUCAUAUGCAAUUUUAAAACCUUUUAUAUUUUUGCAAUAAAGUACCUUUUGACUUCUUGGGUAUAAUGUCAGUAACUACAUACUCCAGUGGUUUAAGGACAGGCAGUUUAGUCAUUACAACAACAGGAAAGCGUCUUUAGAAGAAGGGUCAUUAUUUUCCUCAUAAAGCAUCUAUCUAUGCUUCCUUUUUUCAUUUUUGCAGUUCUCUGUAUUUGUUUUCUUUAAAAUUUUGACAGUUAAUGUCACAAAUAUUUUUAAAUGCUCUUUAAACUUAAUUGUUGUCUUUUAAAAGCCUAAGAUCUUAUUAUAUAUGCUAAAAAAAAAAAGUCUCCUAUACCAAAAAUAUUUGGGGUCCUUAUCAACAUGCCCAUAGAUAUUUCUUUGUUCUUCACUAGACAUGUGUAAUAAAAUCCUUGCAGACAUCUGCUCCCAUGGGUUUCCUCCAAAGUGGGAGAAAUAAAUUCUUGUAAGUAAAACAUAUAUAAGGAUAAAAAGGAAUUUCUGCCCAUUCCAAGUAUACCAUUAGGCCUCGCCACUUGCUUUAAUGCAGACUCUCAACUGCAUUCAUUUCAUUCUGCAAAUGCAGAAUGAACUCAGCUGAAUAGAUUUUUGUUGAUACUUGAUAAUGCUUAUUAUCCUGCUACAUAAAAUGAAUUAAUUAUAUUCCACCAAAGCAGUAUACUCUCACAUGAGUUCUAGGACUACGUGACCCCAGUGUCUAGAGACAUUAAUUCUAACCAGUUGUUCCCUUAUAAAUCAGCGAUUUCAUUUUGGGAAAUAUGUUUCAAAGAAAUAUAUACAUGGGUAAAAAAAUUCUUUGGCUAGUGUGGUCUUAUUAGAGAAUGUUUCUGGUCUUGCUUGUAUAAUGAAAAUAUACAUGAUAAGAUACGUGAAUUGGAUAAUGUAUAUAUAAGAAGUAUGUAAAGUAUACCUUCAGCCACAUUUUAGGACAGUUUUAACUACUUUGCAAACUUUCCCACGGGAAGAGAGCUUACUGCGUGCAGACUUGUUUUCUAUAAUAUUUCAGAUUUUAAAAGUCAUGUCUGCUGAACAAGAAAAAACACAAAGAACCCCAAAUUCCUGGUUCAUCAUUCUGUAUUUUCAACCUCCUUCACUUUUUCAAGUUACCUAUUUUGUUGCAUAAGCUAAUUGUUAACUACAAAUGCCUGUUUAAUAAAGAACUCUGACCAAGGCUGUAAAUGCCAGUUACAUUAUUUUCAGUAUUGUUGGUUAUAUUUAAAAUUUCCUUAUAAUAAAGCACAGUUUUAUAAUAAAA